This is a messenger RNA of Purpureocillium lilacinum, 606 nucleotides long. RefSeq lists its product as uncharacterized. The record is from RefSeq and is a predicted model, not a curated record. NCBI's taxonomy places the organism in Eukaryota, Fungi, Ascomycota, Sordariomycetes, Hypocreales, Ophiocordycipitaceae. Gene Ontology annotation, molecular function: peptide-methionine (R)-S-oxide reductase activity. Gene Ontology annotation, biological process: protein repair; response to oxidative stress.
AUGCGAUUUUCUCCGCUGCUGUCCAAGGUCCUGUUCACCUUUUCCAACUUCACCCGCCUCCGGACCCCGCAUCAGAUCCAGGCCCAUCUUGCCCAAUUGCGCCCCGUGCCCUUGAGGUCCAUGUCCGGCAUCCCCUUCCUAGGCGCACUUUUCGGAUCCUCGUCUUCGAGCUCGUCCAAGAUGUCUUACCCCGACCAGCGCUCCGACGACGAGUGGCGGGCGGUGCUCAACAAAGAGCAAUUCCGCAUCCUCCGUGAAAAAGGCACCGAGCCGCCCGGGUCAGGCAAGUUCGACAAGCACUACCCGGAGGAGGGCGUCUACACGUGCGCGGCGUGCCACGCGCCGCUGUACAAGGCCAAGCAAAAGUUCAAGUCGGGCUGCGGCUGGCCGGCCUACUUUGACAGCAUCCCUGGGGCGGUAACGCGCCACGAGGACAAGGCGUUUGGCAUGACGCGGACUGAGAUUGUUUGCUCCAACUGCGGCGGUCACCUAGGCCAUGUGUUCAAGGGCGAGGGCUUCCCUACGCCGACGGACGAGCGGCACUGCGUCAACAGCGUGAGCCUGAGCUUCUCGCCCGACGACAAGGCCAAGGAGAGCAAGGCUUAA